This is a messenger RNA of Tachysurus vachellii, 1692 nucleotides long. RefSeq names its product lectin, galactoside binding soluble 3b (gene lgals3b). Gene Ontology annotation, molecular function: carbohydrate binding; IgE binding; laminin binding. The record is from RefSeq and is a predicted model, not a curated record. Gene Ontology annotation, biological process: negative regulation of endocytosis; negative regulation of extrinsic apoptotic signaling pathway; monocyte chemotaxis. Gene Ontology annotation, cellular component: nucleus; immunological synapse. Bases 2 to 1117 code for a protein of 371 amino acids. The transcript has 8 exons. NCBI's taxonomy places the organism in Eukaryota, Metazoa, Chordata, Actinopteri, Siluriformes, Bagridae.
CAUGGAUACUGUCCCAUACAACAUGAAUUUGCCUCUUGGAGUAUAUGACAAGAUGCUAAUUACUGUCCAGGGGGAGCCCAAGCCUGAUGCCAAUAGGUUUUCAAUCAAUCUGUUCAGAAAUGAAGACAUUGCCUUUCACUUUAACCCUCGCUUUGAUGAAGAUGUGGUUGUUAGAAACAGCAUGGUAAACAGUGAGUGGGAUGUAGAGGAAAGAGCAGCUCCCUCAUUCCCUUUCAUUCGAGGACAGCCAUUUGAGGUGAAGAUCUUGUGUACUCCAGAUGAUUAUAAAGUGGCUGUGAACAAUGAAAACCUGUUUGAGUACAAACAUCGAGUUUUUGAGCUCAACGAGAUUAACUCUCUCACUAUCAAUGAUGAUGUUAUUCUUACAUCUGUAAAUGUAGAGACCCUCCCCAUAAUUGCAUAUAUAUUAUUAAUUUCUCAGCUAUCAGAUGCUCUUGAGAGUGCAGCUGCACCAAGCGAUCAAAGCAAUCUGCAGGCUGGAGGGCCAGCAUGGCCUGGACAGCCUCAAAACCCUACUUGGCCUGGGCAGCCAAGUGGGCAACCAUUCCAAACUUGGCCCGGGCAACAGCCAGGUAUGCCAUCCUGGCCUAAUCAGCCAAACCAACCAGCAUGGCCUGCACAACCUAGCCAACCCUUUAACCCAGGAUGGCCUGGACAAGCCCCACAAAAUGUGGCACUGACUGUCCCAUACAAAAUGCCUUUGCCUCUUGGAGUAUAUGACAAGAUGCUAAUUACUGUCCAGGGGAACCCCAAGCCUGAUGCCAAAAGGUUUUCAAUCAAUCUGCACAGAAAUGAAGAUAUUGCCUUACACUUUAACCCUCGCUUUGAUGAAAAUGGGAUUAAAGUGCUUGUUAGAAACAGCAUGGUAAACAACGUGUGGGGGGCAGAAGAAAGAACAGCUCCCUCAUUCCCUUUCAUUCGAGGACAGCCAUUUGAGGUGAAGAUCUUGUGUACUCCAAAUGAUUAUAAAGUGGCUGUGAACAAGACACACCUGCUUGAGUACAAACAUCGAGUAUUUGAACUCAAACAGAUUAACUAUCUCACUGUCCUUGAUGAUGUCACUCUUACAUCUGUAAAUGUAGAGACCCUCCCCUGAGAGGGAAUUUUGAAUAUUAUGAUGCCCAUGUAGGAAUUGUAAGCUAACUAUAAAUCCCAAGAGUCUCUGGGCAUUUUUAUAUGACUGCCUGUGUUUGUAUUUGGUUAAAAACACUCUUGUAUGACUGUAAUUCUGUGAUUACAUAAGGAACCAUUUAGUUCUUUGCCAAACUUUCCCACUGACAGUUUCUGUUAAUCAACUUUGGAAAUGUUGCACAUUUUAAUGGUCUAGAUAACACCAAAGAGUCAGUCAGACAUUAUAUAUUUGAUUUCUGAACUGAUAGAAGUAAUUCUUUAGAAUUAUAAAAUGAUUACUCUUUUUUUAUAUAACUUCAAUUUGAGGCCAGAGUAUGAUUAGCCAGUGUGUGUUAGCCAGUAAAUCGUUACUGAUAUCAGGUGCCAUGUUGUAGUCAUGGGAAAUUUUAUAGGAUUUUUUUUAUAUAGAUGUAUACGUUUGACAAUAACCAGACACAAGCUAUCAUUAUCCAGCCUAGUCUUGGGAUUUAUUAAUGACACAUAUGUUGUUAUCCAUGUAUGGAAAGGAACUUCAAACCUAUUAAAAAUUCUAGGAAUUUU